Brenthis ino (lesser marbled fritillary) is the source of this 7194-nucleotide messenger RNA. The record is from the annotation of a GenBank genome assembly. NCBI's taxonomy places the organism in Eukaryota, Metazoa, Arthropoda, Insecta, Lepidoptera, Nymphalidae.
AUGGCUUUACCAACAGAAGCUCAAAGACCUUUUCGACUUUAUGUGACCCAUGUGGAUGGUGAGGGGCAUUUUCUGAAGAUAAGUGGUCAGCUCGAUCAGCAGUCCUCGUUAAUGGUAGAGAGUUUAUUUGAAACGGCUAAAGAAAAUUUAGAAAAAGGUGUAGGAGCAGUGCCACCGGCAGCUAUUCAUGAAGGUAUAAUUUGUGCCGCCAAAUACAAAGAUGGAACGUAUUAUAGAGCUAAAAUUAUAAGCACAACAAAUCUCGCUACUGGCUUAGUUGGAGUUCACUUUAUUGAUUAUGGUAAUAAAGACAUUAUAUCCCUAAGUACUAUACGUUUCUUAGAUAGUUAUGAUCCAAUGUUUUUACAAUUACGAGGACAAGCAACCGACUAUUAUUUGUCUCGUGUUAUGCAUCCAUCUGGAAGAUGGGAAGAACCUCUCCUUCUAAAACUUCAAAGUUUACUUUGCUAUGCUGAAUACCCAGCGGCAGUGGAAGCUCAGACACGAACUCUUCCGAUAAUAUCAAUUCAAUUUAAAGGAAAUGAUCUUUCGACUCAUUUAGUAUCUAAUCGAUUUGGAAUAGCAAUACCUGUACCUAAGCAAGAAGUUCUUCUGUUACAAAUGACUGAUAAUCAACAGGUAACAAGCUGGUCACCAAGUCUACUAAAUGAUCCUCCAUCCUUUACUGAACAUGUUCCAUUCCUUAUCAAUCAAAACUUCCCCAAUCCAGCUUCAGCUAUGCAAAUAAAUCAGAAUAUAGCAGUGCCACAUAAUGGAGCACCAGCUCUAUCUGGAGUGAGUCAAAGAUUGUUAGUUAACAAGGCAUCAAGGAAUAUGGUUAAUCUUAGAGCACCUGUCCGUCAGCCUCAACAUGCACCCUCUACUGCAGUUCCAUUGCCUGCUACACCCCCACCUACACCAAUUCACCCAACAAACAAACCACCUUCUCCAAAGAAAUCAACAACAUAUAAAAGCAGACUAUUAGAAGUAAACUCUCAGCACAAAGUGUUUGUAUCAUUUGCUGAAGAGGGUCCAGAACUAUUUGCAGUGCAACUUGUAUAUGAUGCCAAGAAACUGCAGGAAAUGAUGGAUGAUAUUAAUAGGAGGCCACAUAGUAGCCUGGCUGAGCCACCAAUGAUUGGAACUGUGUGCCUCGGUAGAAUGUCUGGAGACCGUAUCAUUUGCAGAGCAAUUGUUAUGAAUCUAUCUGGAUCCCAAUGUAAAUUGUUUUUUGUAGAUUUUGGUGAUACUGAAAUGGUGUCAUACUAUGAUAUAUUUGAUAUUCCAGAAGAGUUUGUAAAGCCUAAUGUUUUUGCAAUGCGAUUCUGCCUUUCUGGUGUUAAGAAAUUACAGAAGAGUCCACAUUUGAAUGAGUCUUUCAAGCAGUUGGUUAAUGGAAAAGUGUUGACUUUAAGGGUCGUAGCACCAGAGGGUCCACCAUUAAUUCAGUAUGGAGAACUGUUCUUAGAUAACAAGAAUGUAUUAGACUUGUUAAUGUCAAAUAUGAAAGACAACUUACAAUUUAAAUGGAUGGAUAUGUUGCCUUUAGGAAGUAAACAAUCAGUAUUAGUGUCAUAUGUGGACAGUUGUAUAAAAUUCUAUGUCCAGUUAUCAGAUAAGAUUGAUGAUUUGAAUGCCGUUAUGGAAGCUGUUAAGAAUCACUGUGAAAGUAGUUCUUCUCCUGGGGAGCUGCCUGUAGGUGCUGUUUGCUGUGCCAGGUUCCCUGAUGAUGACAAUUGGUACAGAGCAAUGGUGAGAGAUACUCGAGGGGGGAAAAUUGUGGUUGCAUAUGUAGAUUAUGGCAAUGAACAAGAAGUUGAUGUUAAUGACUUGAGAACAAUAACACCAGAUCUCACUAAAUUGCCAGCACAAGCUAUGAAAUGUGCACUAAAAGGUUACGAAAACAAGCCAGUGGAAUCGAAAACGUCCAAUCAGCUGGAAAUGAUAGCUUUAGAGAAAACACUAAUGGCACAUGUAGUUGGGGUAUUGUCAAGUGACACCAUGUUAGUGUCACUAGUGGAUGACACUGUGUCACCGCCGUUGGACGUGGCUAAACGUAUGCAUCAACUAUCACAACCGAGAACUAAUGCAGAGAUUAAAGCUGCUACUACCCCAGUACGUAAGGAUGCGCCAGAAACUAUCAGUUCGCCAGAAGGUAGCGUUCCUGAUGAGAGGAAGAAGAGUUUUCGCCGUGAAAAAAGUUUCCGAGAAGAAAGGAGAAGAGAUGGUGAUGAAUUUGGUCAAAGAGGAGGCAGUUUUCGGAGCCGGGAUCAAAGGGAAGGCUUUGAACGAUCGGGACCGGGUCGUCACAGUGACAAGUAUGGAGCAAGAUCCGAUAGAGGCGAUAGGCGUGGUCCCAACAAAUCUUGGGAAAACAAUACUCCAGCGGUCCCCGCCGCCAACGAUGACGAUUGGGAAGAAUCACCUCCGCAGCAGCAAAACAUGAUACCUCCCUCACGUCCGAGCAGGGAUAGAGAUAAUAGAGAAAGAAGAAAACCAAAAAUGAACGAAAACAAUCAAGAAAAGCGAAAUUGGAAGAAGGAAGGCAGUGGCGUCGGCAAGCGGCUGCGGCAGGCGGCCGAGGCCGCGUCCGUCGACGCGCAGGCGCAUAAAGUGCAGGAACGAUUGAAACGAGAUAAUAGGUUCAAUCAAGAUGAUGAACACAGUAAAUCAGACGAUCGAGGAAAUAGGAACUUCAGGCCUGAUAGACGGGAGAGAGGGGAACGUCGGGAUAAUUGGGGCGAUAAAAAAGAAAAUUGGAACCAAAAGCGAGAGUAUCGUGAUAAUAGAGGUGAAAGGGGUGAAAGAGAUAAUAGGGAAGAUAGGGAUAAUAGAAGAGAUAGAGACAAUAGGGGAGAUAGAGACAAUAGGGGAGAUAGAGAGAAUAGGGGAGAUAGAGAGAAUAGGGGAGAUAGAGAGAAUAGGAGAGAUAGAGAUAAUAGGGGAGCAAGAGGAAGAAGUAACUUCACUCCGCGAGAACGUGCCGACCGAUCCUUCGCAUCAGAUAGCGACAAGAGAUCCGAAAGAAGCUUCCGAUCGCAAGAUGGCAGAGAACGUAGACCCCCAUUCAAAAGAUUUAACCAAGUACAAUGCAAAGAACUGUCGAAUCCAUUACCACUAGAAACUCCGUUCACAGAACCGACAGUAGAGAUAGGUUCUCAACAUGAAGUCUCCGUCACUUGGAUCAUUUCACCAGAAAAUUUCUACACCCAAAUACUCUCACUGCAACCUAAAUUCCUAGAAAUGAUGCACAAGAUCCCAGAGCUAUAUAAAGGGGUUAAGUCUUAUUCUGGUAACAUAUUUGUUGGUGCGUCAGUAUUAGCUCGAUAUCCCGCAGACGGAGUUCUAUAUCGAGCCACAAUAGUUUCGGUGCAUCCAUUUUCCAAAUUUAUCGUACGCUAUGUCGAUUUCGGGAACAAACAGUUAGUUGAUGCGAAGGAUAUUUGGCAAAUGGAAAGUGAAUUGAUGGAACUGCCGAAAAUGGCGGUCCAUUGUUCUUUGAACGGUGUAGGGCCAAAGGACGGCGAAUGGAAAGCCGACCCUGAGAUAGAUUUAUGCUUCAACGCGCCGAGAUAUCAAUGUGUAUUCCAAGAAUGUACUGAGGAGCAAUACAAAGUGUCCCUGUGGAAUAAUGGCGUGAGUGUGGCCGACACGUUGGUUGAGAAACAGCUGGCUGUUAUGUCCGAGACGCAGGCGUCCGUGACUCUCAAAGAUGAAGCUAUCGACCUAACCAUAAUAGUGGGGCAACAGUUGCUAUGUCGAGUGACUUAUGUAGAGUCGUACGAGAAGUUCUACGUGCAACUCGACUUGGACAAGGCCAAUUUAGUAGAAAACGCUAUCGCUAACUUUGAUCAAGCUAAGCUGACCCCGCUGUCGGCGGACAGCCUGGCGGAGGGCGUGCACUGCACGCUGCGGCGCGCGGGCGCCGUGCACCGCGCCAUCCUGCGCGACGCGCGCGACCCGCUCGCCGUCGCCGCCGUGCUGCCCGACUACGGGGAGACGGUCACCACUGCUCUGUCUAAUUUGAUGAUUCUACCAACGGAGCUAAGUGUGUAUUAUUACCAGUCCUUGCAAUGCUGCCUUAACAACUAUACCUCAGAAUCAAAGACAUUAGUAUCUCUGGAUGAAUUGAAAACCAAACUGACUGGUAACAAAUUCAUCAUAUACGUAAAUGAUGUUGAAGAUGUCAGACUAAUUUCAACGUUAUACGACGCAAAAACAGGACAAAAGAUAUCCAUUUUCGAGCCAGAUGAAGGCGCUUACGACGAAGUAGUGCAGCUCUGUACGAGGGCAGUGUUCAACUAUAACUUUGGCAAUGCCUAUAUAUCCCAUAUAGAGAACCUCAACGAGUUGUACUUACAGAAGUCCACGGAUGAAGAUAAAAUAGCGGCUCUGUUGGAGGAACUGUUCAAGUUUUAUGAAGAAGGCUCUCCUGAACCAUUAACUGAAUUUGAAGUGGAUGGUUUGUGCGCAGUGAAAUCAUCUGAUGGCAACUGGUACCGAGCUACAAUUGUUAGUUCUACUGAAACGGAGGUCAAGGUUCAAUACCCGGAUUAUGGCAACUCUGAAACCGUCGUUAAAGAAGUUGUAAAGAAACUGGACUCCAAAUUCUAUGAGCCGUGUGCUCUAGCAUUAGUUGCAAGUCUAAGCCUUGUAGCUUUACAGGACGAUGCGGUCGCGAAACUAACAGAAUGGACGGAUGAGAAGGAAGUGCAAGUUACGCUGACUUUCGGUAACGACGGCUGGCUCGCUAACUUACACAUAGAUGGCGUCGAUCUGUCCAUGAAGCUCGUUAAUGAGAAAUUAGCAGCACCGCAAAUAGCGAACGAAAUCGAAGAAGAACCUAAGGCUGAAACGCCGGUAGAGGAACAGGAACCUAUCUCAUUACCUGAAGGCUGUACUCAAGUAUACAUCAGCCAUAUUGACUCGCCCGGACACUUCUGGCUACAGAUGGUCGAUAAAGUAGAAAAAAUUGAUGAAAUACAAGCAGAACUACAAGCGAAUUCUGAUAAUUACCCAGAUAUCGAGACCCGUGAAAUGAACACUUUGUGUAUCGCCAAAUAUUCCGCUGAUGACCUGUGGUAUCGAGCAGAGAUCCUCGAUUCCGAUUCUGAUAUAACAACCGUGCGAUUUAUUGAUUAUGGUAACACCGAUGUGUUGGAUAACCAGCCCGGCUUGAUAAAAACUAUGCCGGAUAAUUUAAAAGAUAUAGAAAGAUUUGCAAUUAAAUCCAGUGUAAAUGCGGUUCCAACUGGUACGGGACAGUGGUCUGAGCCCGCGUCGGACUAUUUCACGCAAUUAGUAGGCGAUACUUCAAACCCAGUGGAUGCCCUGAUUGUGCUGAAAGAUGUCACUACAUAUGUAGAUAUAUUCGUUAAUGGACAAAACUUAACGGAUAAACUCGUGUCUGAGGGACACGCAACGAGAUCAGAAGAGACUGAAUGUGGUGACUUGCCGUCUUGUUUUGCUAGUCAUGUCAAUUCGCCGUCCGAAUUUUGGAUUCAGUUAGAAACUGCAGCACCCGAGCUGCAAACGAUGGAAGCGGCUAUGGUCGACGCAGAGAACUUCCCCGAAUUGACCGAAAAGGAAGAAGGAGUUUUAUGUGCCGCCAAAUAUCCAGAAGAUGGGGCUUGGUACAGAGCUCAAGUGAUCGUCGAUGGUUCGGAAGGCACGGAAGUGUUGUUUAUGGAUUACGGAAACGCGUCAAUAGCUAAUGAAUUACGUAGUCUUCCAGACGAGCUUAAAUUAAAGCCGGCCCUUUCGAGAAAAUGUGCCUUACAAAAACCACGUGAUAUCAAAUCUUGGUCGCGGAAGUCUGAAAUCAAAUUCAACGAACUAGCAGCAGAGGGCGCUACGAUAUUUAACGUCCAGUUUAUUGCCUCAGGUGAUAUUUCUAUCGUGGAACUGUAUCUAGAAGGUAAAUCUGUUACUGAGGAACUAGUAGGUCUUUGUGAGGAACAUCCAGCAUCUGAGAGACCGACGCCUGUAGGGCAAGAUUUACACAGCAGCGGUAAAGUAUGUUAUGUAAACGACUUCGAAGAGUUUUACGUACAAUUGGAAGACUCUACAUCAACCCUUGAUAAAGUAACCGAAAAAUUAGUGGGCGCUGAACAGUUUGAACCUAUUGGUGAGUUAAAAGUGGGCUCGAUAUGUGCUGCGUUUUGGACGGAAGACGAAAAAUGGUACAGAGCUAGGAUCUUGGAAUUUUGUGACGUCGGAUAUCACGUGCAAUUUAUUGAUUAUGGAAACAAAGCGAAAUGUGAGGAGUUCAGGCAGCUACCAGAAGAGAUUGCGGUAAUAGAACCGUUGGCAAAGUGCUGCCGGUUAGCAGGUUUUACAGACGACCAGUCGAACGAGUCCGCUAAAUCGAAGUUAGAAGAUCUAGUCGCCGAACUGGUCACAUUACAAAUAGAAUUUUUAGAUAGUGUCAAAGAGCCAUCUUUAGUACGACUACUUUUAAAUGGCACGGACUUGAGUUCAGUAUUAAAGAGUGAUACUCCAGAUCUUGUGACUGAAGACGAAAAACGAGAAAAGAUUGAACCUGAAGAGUGUAAAAUAGAGCAAACUGAUCAAAGUGACGAAAAACCGGUUAUUGCAAAUGAAAACUCGUCAGAUGAAUUGGUUUCAUCACAAAACCCUUCAGAUGUAUUGGUUUCAUCAAAAAACCUGUCGGAUGAAUUGGUUUCAUCACAAAACCUGUCAGAUGAGUUGGUUUCAUCACAAAACCCAUCAGAUGAAUUAAUUUCGUCACAAAACCCGUCAGAUGAAUUGGUUCCAUCUCAAAACCCAUCAGAUGAAUUAAUUACAUCACAAAACCCUUCAGAUGAAUUGGAUUCAUCACAGAACGAGUUAAACGAAAGUCUCGAUAGUACCAAAACGGUAAUAGAAAAUAAAUCGUUCGAAGAAAAAGACUUAAAGAAUGUUAGUAUCGAUUCUCUCGAAACCGAAACGACGUCAACACCAGAGAAAGAAGUAUUAGAGACUUCGGAAAGUUCUAAUGAUACUUUAAGAGAGAAAGAAGUCUCUACAGACACUCUAGAAAGUUCUAAUGAUAAUUUAAAAACUUCAGAGACAGAAGACUCUAAGGAGUCUUUAAAUACAGACACAGGAUAUAUUAGUGAAAAUGACAAAUGUAAAGAUUCACCAGUGAAAACUACGAACGAUGCCGUAGAAAAGAAACCAGUGGCAGCUGAA